AUGCUAAAAAGAUCCCUCCUGGAAGAUGGAGGUGACGACAAGAGGCCAAGACGGGAGGAGCAUGCUGACCUGUGUACGCCAACCUUCAAGCUGCUGGCACCAAAGACACUGGCAAGUGCCAUUCAGUUUAGUCAGGCCGUCAUCGAGCAUGCAGCUCAAGGUAAGUUGCAGAUGACCGAGCCCAAUGAUGUCUAUCCUGGAACCGACCACCAGGUGAUAACCAUAGAGUCGCCAGCAUGGGACCACAUCGUGGCCGCUGUGAAACAAAUCUUGGCGAUGGUCAACAACUGCUCCGAGUGCAUCAUGCCGGGCCACGAGGAUGAACGGCGCUUGGCAAUCGUUAUGCCCUCACGCUCCAUCAGCGCACUGAUCGGUGUGAAAGGUGCGAACGUGAAAGAGCUGCAGCUCCGAACAGGCUGCCACAUACACGUCGACGAUGUGGCCAUAGGCCCAGCUCCGCACGCGACACCAAAUGGGCAAGCCGGGCAAGCCGGCCAAGGGGUGGCGACAUCGGCUCCAAAGCACCCACCACCGCUCUUCCCACUUCGAGACUUUCUGAGCCAGGCUGGUGUGGCCACACUGCCCAGGACCCGCGUCGUAGAUGUCGGCGCCAUGUUCCUCGAUGAAGCAGAGGAAGUGUGGCGCCCGCUGCAGCGGAGGGGUCACUGUGAGUCGGUGGUGGGUUUUGAGCCGUGCUCUGAAGAGUGCGAUCGGCUCAAUGCGUUGAUCGACAGCCUGAGUGCUGAUGGCGAGGUUGAGGGUGCCGACUGCGUCUUCAGAUUUUUGCCUUGGGCUCUGGGUGACGGCUCCAGGGGGCAGUUCCGACGCUGUUCCGCAGCAAUGACUUCCUCGAUGCUGGAGCCAAACAUCCCGCUUCUGCGCCGUUUUGUGCAGUUGGAGGAGGUCACCACAGUGGUGGAGCGCACCGAAAUGCAAACAAGAAGGCUGGACGACCUCCUUCCCCAGAUUCCAGGGAAAGGAGUCGACUACUUGAAGAUCGACGUGCAAGGCUUCGAGCUGUCAGUGCUGAAGGGAGCUGAGCAGGCUCUCAAGGACGUCUUAGUGAUUCAUACCGAGGCCCCUCGUCGCAUCGCCUCAGAAUCGUCGGACAUGCUGAGAGAUGCUGAGAGGGCGGUUGUUGAGUUCGUCGACAUGUACGAGCGCCAGCCGCUUUUUGCAGAUGUGGACAGCUUCCUUCGGAGCCAGGGCUUCGUGUUCCACCGCUUCGUUUCGCUUCAUGGAAGGCCCAUGAAACCUUUGCACCUCGCGGCGAAUCCUUUGCAACCCAUUUCCCAGCAGCUUUGGGCCGAUGCUGUUUAUGUCCGCGACCUUUGGGAGCUGCAGAGCCAUUCCAGGGACCAGCUCCUAAAGUUGGCGUUGAUCCUGCACGAGAUUUAUCACUCCUACGACGUGGUGCUGCACGUUCUGCAGAAGUAUGACGCCAGUCUGGGCAAGUCCUACCUGGACCAGGCCAUGGACCCGGCGGUGACAGGGCCGGUGCCUCGUCGCUGUCAGCAUCCGUCGAGAAAAGUCAAACAAGCCGAGGCUGUCAACGUAAAUGGAAUCCCCCAAGGGCUGGAGCAGGCCGUACGAACCGUGGAGGUUGUGCAGGAGUCACACGACCAGGUGUGGUUCAGAAAAUGGGCGGAAAGAACAAAUGUCGAGCGCCUUGAGCAGGAGCAGGCGCCGCCACUGAGGGGUGGGCAGAUUGUCCAGCGGCAAAACAGCGAACAGGAUGUCGGAUGCGGUAUGGGCGUGGGGAACAUGGUGGGAAAUAUGGCAGCUGCGAUGAUGGGAAACAUGAUGGGCGGAAUGAUGGGUGGAAUGGGUGGUAUGGGAGGCAUGGGGAUGAGUGGAAUGGGCAUGGCCGGGAUGGGGGGGAUGGCAGGCAUGGGUGGGAUGGGUGGGAUGGGUGGAAUGGGUGGAAUGGGCGGGUGCGGCAUGGGAUGUGGCAUGGGCAUGCAGAACUGCGGAGUUGCUGCGGGUGGAAGUAUGGGGGGCUGUGGCAUGAGUGGCUGCGGGUUUGGUGGCUGCAUGGGUGCAUCCUGUGGCAAAGGCUGCUGCCGCGGGAAAGGAAGCUGUUGCACAGGGAAUGACGCUGGCUGCGGCAGUUUCAGCGGCUUGGGCGGAGAGUUGGGUGGUCAUGGGGGUUGUGGAGGCAUGGUCAGUGGCAUGGAGGGUGCCGACCUUGUCAUGCACGUGAUGGAGGACAUGCCCUCGUUCGUGACGCAAGACCCUCGUGGCUUUGUUUUGCGCAGCGCGGUUCCUGCCAGCAGAAUGGCAGACACGCUGCAGCAGAAGGCUGUGCAGGUGAUGGGAAUUACCUCCACCAAGAUCAGCUUUGGCGGCGAUGCCAACUCUAACACACGGGUCAUGAGCCUUCAGGGGCCAUUGUUCAAUGUCUGCGCCAGCUUCAUGCUGAUGAUGAGGCAGUACUUGGAAAUUGAGAGGGACGGCUUUUGA
Symbiodinium natans is the source of this 2463-nucleotide messenger RNA. Lineage: Eukaryota; Dinophyceae; Suessiales; Symbiodiniaceae. The record is from the annotation of a GenBank genome assembly.